AUGGCCACGGUGGUGGCUCACGAGCCGACCGUCCCCAAUGGACUGACAGAUCCUGAGAAGGCCGCAGAGGAACUUUCCUCGGCCAUGGACCAAGCCAAGCUCGAGGACAACCCUGAGGAGCCUGCGCUCGCGUCUUCAAAAAUAUUGAACCUUCCACGUACCGCAGCAGAUGGAGUGAUUAAGACUCCGCUCGCCGAACCCUUAGAGACUUCGAAACCUCCAUCAAGAGCCCCGUUGACGGCGGAACAAGAAGCCAAAUAUGCUACGUUGCUCAAGAAUGUGUUGAAUUGGACAGAAAUACCCGAGACUUCGGCAAAAGGCUCGAGAAGCUCAACUCUGACCGACUCUGAACGGAUGUUUCUCACUCGAGAGUGCUUGUUCCGCUAUCUGAGAGCUACAAAUUGGAACGUGGCGCAAUCGGAACAAAGACUGAAGAACACAUUGGUCUGGCGUCGUGAAUAUGGGCUGGAAAAGCAUACGAAAGACUACAUUUCUAUCGAGAACGCUACCGGCAAGCAAGUAAUACUGGGAUGGGACAACCAUGGAAGGACGUGUCAAUACCUAAGACCAUCUAAGCAGAACACAGAACGUAGCGACCGGCAGAUUCAGCAUCUUGUUUUCAUGCUCGAGAGAGCGAUCGAUUUGAUGCCUGCUGGCCAAGAAACGCUGGCCUUGCUCAUCAACUUUGCCGAAACAAAGUCCGGACAAGGUGCAACACUAUCACAGGGAAAGCAGACCUUGAACAUUCUCCAAAACCACUAUCCAGAGCGUCUUGGUCGUGCUCUUGUCACCAAUGUUCCGUUUUAUAUCUGGGGUUUCUUCAAGUUGAUCACUCCGUUUAUUGAUCCCUUGACACGAGAGAAGAUCAAGUUCAACGAAGAUAUGGGUUUACAUGUGCCCAGAGAACAAUUGCUGAAAGAGAGCGGCGGAUUUGUUGAAUUCGAGUAUGAUCAUGAAGAGUAUUGGCCAGCACUGAAUGCUCUAUGCGAGUCGAAGAGGGCCGCAUGGCAGGCUAGAUGGGAGAAGGGAGGAAAGAGAAUUGGCGAGUACGAGGCGUUUCUCAGAGGAGGAGAUGAGAAGAGCCUUGCGGAGAGGGAGCGAGAGCAAGAGGCAGCCCCUAAGGAGUGA
Messenger RNA from Exophiala xenobiotica, 1128 nucleotides. RefSeq lists its product as uncharacterized. Lineage: Eukaryota; Fungi; Ascomycota; Eurotiomycetes; Chaetothyriales; Herpotrichiellaceae. The transcript has a single exon. The record is from RefSeq and is a predicted model, not a curated record. The coding region runs from base 1 to 1128 and encodes 375 amino acids. Gene Ontology annotation, molecular function: phosphatidylinositol transfer activity.